AUGCUGUUGCCCUCUUGCCCCAUUAUCAGUUUGUUAAAGGUGCAGCUCAUCAAGACUGAGAUGGAGAAUCAGGGGUCAGUGGGAUAUGUUGGAGAGGAGAUCCAGCCGGUUCCCUCUGAGCCUGCAGCUCGAGCCGGGUGGAACAGAAAGAUGGACUAUAUUCUGGCUCAGGUGGGGUUCUGCGUCGGGUUCGGCAACGUCUGGAGGUUUCCAUAUCUGUGCCAUCAAAAUGGAGGAGGGUCUUUCCUCCUCCUCUAUGUGCUGCUCCUGCUGAUUGUGGGGAUCCCCCUGUUCUUCCUGGAGCUGGCCACCGGGCAGGCCAUCCGACAGGGCAGCAUCGGGGUGUGGAAGUUCAUCUCCCCCCGGCUGGCAGGGAUCGGAUACUCCAGCUGUGUGGUGUGUUUCUUCGUGUCUCUCUACUACAAUGUGAUCCUUGCAUGGAGCCUGUUCUACCUCGGGAACUCUUUCCAGUCGUCUCUUCCUUGGGAACACUGUCCAGUAGAGGGGAAUGUGACGGUACCAGAAUGUAAAAAGAGCUCCCCCACAUCGUACUUCUGGUACCGUAAAGCUCUGGAUAUCACCGACUCCAUCGAUGAGACGGGCUCUUUCAACCCGUACAUCGUCGGCUGUCUGCUGGCCGCCUGGACCCUCGUGUGCCUGGGAAUGUUCAAGGGCAUCAAGACCUCUGUCAAGGUGAUGUAUUUCUCCUCCAUCUUCCCCUACGUGGUGCUGUUCUGCUUCCUGGUUCGAGGCCUCAUGCUGGACGGGGCUUUAGAGGGAAUCGGCUUCAUGUUCUACCCAAAGCUGGAGAUCUGGGCCGACGUGCAGGUGUGGCGACAGGCAGCCACUCAAGUCUUCAUUACAUUUAAUCUCGGCCUUGGCUCGAACAUCGCUUACUCCUCCUAUAAUCCCAAAAAAAACAAUUGCCAUCGUGAUGCCUUCACUGUCUCCACGAUUAACUUCCUCACCUCUGUGCUGGCCACUCUGGUUAUGUUCUCUGUGCUCGGCUUCCACGCCAAAAACAAGGCCGUGGCAUGUGUGGUCAGUAAUAUUAAGCAGUUAUCGGAGCAGUUAUCGGAGCAGUUAUCGGAGCAGUUAUCGGAGCAGUUUCGCAGCGGUCCUGUGGAGAUAAACUUGAUGCCAAGCUUCAACUAUUCUGAUCCCAGUGCUGUGGCUCUAGAGGACUACAGGGCCUGGUUCAAACUGCAUGGAAAUCAGUUCCCAGGCAACUUAACAGACUGUGACAUGGAAAAAGAGAUGCAGCAGGGUGUGGAGGGAACAGGCCUGGCUUUCAUCGCCUUCACAGAGGCCAUCUCUAUCCUGCCUGGCAGCCCCUUCUGGUCAGCGCUCUUCUUCCUCAUGCUGCUCAACUUAGGGCUCGGCAGCAUGUUUGGCAUAAUGGAGGGAAUCCUCGCCCCACUCACUGACCGCUUUGAAACACUGGCUCAGAACAAGAUCAAGUUCCGAGUUUUCAUUUGCAUCAUCGGCUUUAUAAUCGGCCUCCUCUUCACCCAGCGCUGUGGAAACUACUUUGUGAUGAUGUUCGAUGAUUACUCUGCCUCUCUGCCCCUCAUCAUUAUUGUGGUUUUUGAGACCUUCAGCGUGUCUUGGCUGUAUGGAGCUGAUAGGUUCCUGGAUGACAUUGAGGGGAUGCUGGGCUGGCGUCCUCAUGUGAUCUAUAAGUACCUGUGGAAAUACGUCUGCCUGCUCGCUAUGCUGGGGCUGCUGGGCGCCACCACCAUCCACAUGUUCAUCCAACGCCCCACCUAUAUGGCAUGGAACCAAGAGAAGGGAUCUGAGGAGUACCUCGAGUACCCGGACUGGGCUCUGGCUGUCAUGGCCUUGCUGAUCAUAUUUGCUGUGAUGCCCGUCCCGAUAGCAUUGAUUCACGCUGUCCUGAUGGACCGGCGGACAAGACAAAGAGCCAGAGAUUCAGCGGCCGGUCAGUACAGCAUUGUUAGCACCGGCAACAAUUGUGGAAGUCUGAUGACUGACAUGUCAGACCUGGACCAAAAAAAAAAGACUGCUGCUUCUGUUUCCUCAACACUGGACCUGAAGUUACACAAAUGAAUUGCAGAGAGAAGCAUAGAUAUAUAUAUAAACACUAGAUGACUCGCCCGCGCUGCUGGCCAAUGGAGACCGAAGUUGCCACAUGGCGGCCAUCUUGCCACAGGCAGCUCAUUCAUAACAUUAUGUCGAUGGUGCACUAUUGAAAUAACCAUAGCUUGCUCAAUUAUCAACCAAUUUUCAAACGGUUUGGUUUGUUAUAAACAUCAAAUAUGUAGUUAUGAUGCUGCAUACUUAUAAUUAUAAUCAUGGACUUUUCUUUUUCAACAUGUCUUGUUGUCUCCUGUAUCAUAGCCAUGCUAAUAACGUUUAUAAUAAACCAAACCGUUUGUAAAUCAGUCAAGAUUUCAGCGAGUUAAGAGUAUUUCUGUGCAGAUCACUCACCUUACAACAGCUGUAGCAGUAGUUGUUGACUGUGGCAAGAUGGCCACCGGUGAGCUACGCUGGCGAUUCCCCCUUGAGCCAUCUAGCCUUUAUAUAUAUCUAUGGAGAGAAGUACAACGUUCAGUGGACCAUUUUGAAGUACAUUUGAAUAAGCUCACAGGUUCUUAUUCCCACAAUAUUUGAUUC
Messenger RNA from Trematomus bernacchii (emerald rockcod), 2637 nucleotides. Its product is annotated as sodium-dependent neutral amino acid transporter B(0)AT2-like. The coding region runs from base 1 to 2070 and encodes 689 amino acids. The transcript is spliced from 12 exons. The record is from RefSeq and is a predicted model, not a curated record. Gene Ontology annotation, biological process: sodium ion transmembrane transport. Gene Ontology annotation, cellular component: membrane. Lineage: Eukaryota; Metazoa; Chordata; Actinopteri; Perciformes; Nototheniidae.